Molecule: messenger RNA, 3459 nt
Organism: Kwoniella shivajii
Lineage: Eukaryota; Fungi; Basidiomycota; Tremellomycetes; Tremellales; Cryptococcaceae
Exons: 12
Coding region: 1-3459 (1152 amino acids)
Biological process (GO): nuclear-transcribed mRNA catabolic process, nonsense-mediated decay
Cellular component (GO): cytoplasm
Molecular function (GO): RNA helicase activity
Source: RefSeq, a predicted model, not a curated record
AUGUUCUCCCUUCGGGGCUCACCCUCUUCCAAAGAGACUAUUUCUGUUCUUCAAGCUACGUCAAGAUCAGGACUUGGUACAGCAUCAUGUAGUGCACUACGAGACUCGAGCUCGAUCUCGCUCCAGUGUACUCGGAAUAUCUCGUCCUCAUCCUCCACUCAUCCAUUCAUCUCACCGUCCAAGUCUCGUAGUCAGUCAAGACCAAUCGGUCAGAUCGAUAAAAGAGGGAAAGAAGUAUCGGAUUAUCAACAUACAUUCCAUAAAUCGUUUCAUACAUCUUCAUCUUCUUCAGCUCAAUUAUUACCUGAUGAUGAUCAUUUAUGGAAUUAUCAUCCUCCUGAACAAUGGUCGCAAUCAUCCUCAUCAACUUCCACACCGAUAACUCGUCAGAAUCAAGUUCAGCAGAGAUGGCCAAGUAAGAAAGGAAAAGGUAAAGAAACAUCCUCUCACCCACAUUAUGAAUCCAACUAUGAUCCCUUUCAAUCUUCGUCGACUAAUGUAUCAAAUCCUAAAUCCAACUUACGGAAGGAUAUAAAUGGAUCGGAAUUGGAUCAAGGCCAUCUUGAUAUCUCCCAAGAAGCGAUUGAUGAUCUGUUCAAGUCUUCUCUCCAAGCAGAUGAGAUACCAUUGCAGUUCACAGAAGAUGAGAUUCUUGGUAUAAUAGAAGGUAUGCAGGAAAGUGAAAUGCUUGGUGGCACAGAACAAGAACAAGGACAAGAUGAACAAUGGGAUUUACCUGAAGAGAUAUACCAAGAAUUGGACUUGGGUCAACCUCACUCUGAGAUUCAUCGGGAUAUCGAUCCUUCUCGUUCAUCACCGUCAUCCGCAUCUCGUACGUCGAAAUCACAGCUCUCAUCUCUUCCUACACCUAGAGGAGACAUCGCACCAGUUCCCCAUGUGGAUACACGUCUUCUCCCAUCUCUUCCAACUCCAAUUUAUCCCUCAGACGUUGACACAAGAUAUGAUUGGCGUACACGUGCGCUGAGUCAAAUGAAGAAGAAAUCAAGACGGAAUUGGUUUGGUCAAUUACCUAAAAGGAAAGAACCUACUUGGACAAAACUUCAGAUGGGUGAAUGGGGCAGAGAGGAACUAGAUAGAUAUUCAAGGCACUUCAUACCUCUUCUUGAAGCCGAACAAGGGGAAGAAGAACGACUUUUCAAUUCGCGUAUUUCAGAAUGGACGUUUGAUCGUUUAAGAAGAGAAGGAUAUGCUCUAGAUGAAUUGAGAGGUUCUUCAAAUGUCUAUCAACCGAAAUCGUUGAUGGGAUUAGGCACUGUAUAUGGAUUCGUGAGGGGUAAAGGCGAUAGGGAAUUACCUUUUAACAGAUUCACUAUCGGGAGCAAUAUUGUCAUCAGUCGUACUGAUCCUCAAGUAGACGCUGUGACGGCUAUUCCAGCCGAUCCCAAAACACGAAUCAUUGGUAGUGUGUGGAACUCUACCAAAGGUCAUUUGAGGAUCAUGUUUCCUCAGGAAAUAGAUGACAUCAAUUCGGGUACUUGGAGACUCGAUUUAGCUUGUAGUGAUUUUGCUAUUAAGAAACAAAUCGAAGCUAUUAAAUCAUUGAAUCUUGAUCCCUUUGAAAUAGACCAGAAAGAUUUCCCUCGUAUGAUUCCGACAACGUCAAUUCAACCAAUAUCUGCAACUUCAGAUGCAGGACGACGACAAGGUGAUGAAGAGCAAGAAGCUAUCCGUACAGUAUUAUCUCAGUCAUCUGGGCCAAUGGAAAAGGCAAGGUAUCAAACGAUAUUACGCGGUACAACACUUCGAGAUCUACUAUUUCGAGCGUUUCAAGAAGAUUAUACACCCCUCGAUAAAUCUGUGACAUUCGUCAAUGUCGCUCGUACGGGGCCGGAUCAUCUAGUCCAUACGCCAAACGAAAUACAUCCCUCCGAUUUAGAUGCGAUCCCUAUCCCAGAUCCUCGACGUACACCCUUAAACAGUGUUUUAUCCAAAAAUCAGUUGAUCCAAAGCUGGACUGAGCGAUAUCGAGUUCCAGGUAAACCUAUUCAUGUGGAAGGUGAUCCUGAUGUGGGAUUAAAUUCAACUCAGAUGAGAGCCAUAGCGAUGAUGCUUGGUGAAAGAUUAAGUUUGGUUCAAGGUCCUCCUGGAACGGGUAAAACUCGAGUCAUAAUAGAAACCAUUAAACUGCUGAAGAAACAUUGGCAAAUUCCUCAACCGAUCUUGGUAACAGCUCACACGAACGUAGCUGUCGACAACCUCUUAUCAGGUCUAAGAGCCCACGGAUUGAAAGCACUGAGAUUCGGUGCGAUCAACAGAAUUCCAGAAGAGUUCGGUGAUUGGACUUUAGAUAGGAUGAUAGGUCAACAUCCUCGUUGGUGGGAUCUCGAACAAGCAAGAAAAGAGAAAGAUCUUUUGACGGAAAAGAAGUUUAAGGGUGACUGGUCUGCUGAAGAUGAUGCACGUCUGAUGAAAGUUGGUCAGAAGAUCUGGGUAAUCAGGCAAUCUAUCAUGAGAGAUGUCUUGCUCGAUGCGGAUGUGAUCUGCACCACAUGCUUAUCGGCAACUUCGAAAGCUUUGCAAGGGAUUGAUUUUCCUAUCGUCUUCUUGGACGAAGCCAGUAUGGCUACGGAAACGCUUUCUCUAGUACCCUUGACUAAAGGCUCAUCGCACGUGGCCAUCAUAGGUGACCACAAACAACUACCCCCUGUGAUAGUCUCUCCGGAGGCUCAUGCUGGUGGAUUGGCCACAAGUCUUUUUGAGAGACUGAUUCAUGAGGGUCAUAUUCCCUCAAUAAUGCUUGACACGCAAUAUCGAAUGCACCCCUCGUUAUCCUCAUUCCCUUCCGAUACGUUCUAUUCCAGCCUGUUGAAAAAUGGUACACCACCUUCUGACCGUCUGGCGCCGGAAACUGAGUUUCUGGUUACAGAUGAGUCUGGCGUUAGGCAGAACAUAACCUUCCUCAAUCAUGAUCAUCCCGAGAGUCCCAUGUCUAAAAGUCUUGCAAAUUACGGUGAUGCAGAGUAUGUCUGCGAUGCAAUAGCGGAUUUACUAUUCAAGAAUCCCGAACUGAGAGGAUCACAGAUAGGUAUAAUAACACCGUAUCUCUCACAACUUCGAUUAAUAACAAAUCACCUAUCUGGAUCAGAGAGGAGAGCCGCAUUUGUAGAUCUACUAGGUGCAGAAAGGACCAAAGAACUGGAUGAUAUCGAAAUCAAAACUGUGGAUGGGUUCGAAGGUAGAGAGAAAGAAGUGAUCAUUUUUAGUAGUGUAAGAUGUAAUAAUGGUGGUUGGAUUGGAUUCUUAGGUGAUUGGAGAAGAGUCAACGUUGCUUUGACCAGAGCGAGGAGGGCACUGAUAAUGAUCGGUUCUAAAAAGACCUUGUCGAAUGCGAGAAUAGGUAAAACGGGUGAAGAAACAUUACCGUCAGGAGGAGCAAAAGUAUGGAGAGAUUUGAUUGAUUGGUUGGAAAAUAAAGGUGUUAUAAUGGAUGCGGAAUAA